CCCCUGGAGGCGGUGGAGUCCCGCGGGGGGAUGCCCGGCGGCUGCGUGCUGGUGGCCCGCACCGAGGUGCGCCUGGGGGGGCUGGCGGCGCCCCCGCACCUCCUCCUGGGCAAGCUGUUCCGCUGGCCCGACCUGCAGCACCCCGCCGAGCUGAAGCCCCUCUGCGAGUGCCAGAGCUUCGGCGUGGCCGACGGACCCACGGUCUGCUGCAACCCCUACCACUUCAGCCGCCUCUGUGGGCCAGAGUCUCCACCACCUCCCUACUCUCGGCUGUCUCCUAACGAUGAGCAAAAGCCACUGGAUCUAUCAGAUUCCACGUUGUCUUACACUGAAACAGAGGCUACAAACUCUCCCAACGUCACGCCCGGAGAUUUCUCAGACGCCAGCACGUCGCCCGACGCCGUGAAGAGGAGCCAUUGGUGCAACGUGGCCUACUGGGAGCACCGGACGCGCGUGGGCCGCCUGUACACAGUGUACGAACAGUCUGUCAGUAUCUUCUACGACCUACCUCAAGGAAACGGCUUCUGCCUGGGACAGCUCAACCUGGACAACAGGAGCGAGACUGUGAGAAGGACUCGGAGUAAAAUCGGCUACGGGAUUUUACUGAGCAAGGAACCGGACGGGGUGUGGGCCUACAACCGCAGCGAGCACCCCAUCUUCGUCAACUCGCCCACGCUGGACAUGCCCAGCUGCCGGACGCUGGUCGUGCGCAAGGUGAUGCCGGGCUACUCCAUCAAGGUGUUUGACUACGACAAGUCCUGCCUGCUGCAGCACACGGCCGAGCUGGAUUACACAGACGGGCCCUACGACCCCAACAGCGUCAGGAUCAGCUUUGCCAAGGGCUGGGGGCCCUGUUAUUCCAGACAGUUCAUCACCUCGUGUCCUUGUUGGCUGGAGAUCCUGCUCAGCAACAACCGAUAACAGAACGACAAAAAAAAAAAAUAA
Molecule: messenger RNA, 945 nt
Organism: Ficedula albicollis (Collared flycatcher)
Lineage: Eukaryota; Metazoa; Chordata; Aves; Passeriformes; Muscicapidae
Gene: SMAD6
Product: SMAD family member 6
Exons: 4
Biological process (GO): transforming growth factor beta receptor signaling pathway; regulation of transcription by RNA polymerase II; BMP signaling pathway
Cellular component (GO): heteromeric SMAD protein complex
Molecular function (GO): I-SMAD binding; transcription regulator inhibitor activity
Source: RefSeq, a predicted model, not a curated record